This is a messenger RNA of Linum trigynum, 6770 nucleotides long. Lineage: Eukaryota; Viridiplantae; Streptophyta; Magnoliopsida; Malpighiales; Linaceae. The record is from the annotation of a GenBank genome assembly.
ACGAAUCAGAUAGAGAACAUGAUCCAUAUCCGCUCAUCCCAACUAAUUGUUAAUACUCAUCCAAAACCGGUUAAAUAGAUCAAAUAUUCAAAUAUAACGAGUUAGAUCGAAAUUGUCAUUCGUAUCUGAACUACGUUUCUGCGGCUAAGUCAACCCACCAACCACUGCUUCGCCGAUCAAAUAUUCGGAUUUGGGCUUAGGCCGCUCUGAUUCGAAUCCAACUUCUGCAUGUUGGAUCUAUACAUAUGGUUGGCCCAAAAUUGCUACCUGAUUCGACCCAGCCUGAAGGCCCACAAACUUCCAGCCCACAAACCUCUUUUCGGCUGCAACUCGACUUGGUUCAUCGUUUCCCUUCCACGCUUCCCCUCGCCAUGGCGGCAAGCAAUUCUUUCAUUUGAAUCAACACAAGUACACAACCUCUGCGAGCAAGCACAAAUUGUACACCGCCGUCAUCUCCCGUCCAGCAAUCCUACUAAUCAUUACUGCACAUGAAUGUAAGCAUUUGCUUCUCAGAUCUGGCCUCCGAGCAUGACGAUCUCCCCGCCGUCAAAGCCUGCAAACAGCAAUCGCGCUGCUCUAGUAAUGAACCAGAUAAUGUCAGUGAUGAUCCAAGCCCGCCCCUUCGACGAGCAUCUCGCCUCAGCAACCACCUCCCGCGCUCUCUUGACGGCGGAUUUGGUAUCCGACGUUCUCCGCUCCAUACCCAGGUUCUUUUUCAUCUCCCCUCGCUCCAUCGGCAGGCAGAGCACUACCCGCCACCGCUCGCCGAUGAAACAGCGCAAUCUCGAGGUGGAAUACUGUAAGCGUCGCGACGGAGUUCUAGUUCUCGGUCCUGGAGCUUACAGGGAUCCGAGGAGGGUGAAUUUGGGGGUGAGCAAGGCUGUGGAGUUUUUCAGUUGGGUGGAGACGAAUUUAGGGUUUCAGCAUACCGAAUCUUCAUGUCGAGACAUGGCUGUUGUGUUGGCGCGGGGGAAUAGGGUGGACAUGCUGUGGGAAUUUCUCAGAGAAAUGGCCAGAAGAGGAGGAAAUGGUGGUGAAACAAGUCUUGUUACCACACCGACCGUUACCUGUUUGAUGAAAGUCCUAGGAGAAGAAGGCCUGGUGAAACAGGCAUUGGCUCUGUUCUAUCGGAUGAAACAGUAUCACUGUAAGCCUGAUGUUUAUGCGUACAACACAAUGAUUUACGCUCUCUGCAAGGUCGGGAAUUUCAAAAAGGCGAGAGCUUUGUUGCAGCAGAUGGAGUUACCAGGGUUCAAGUGUCCCCCCGAUACGUUUACCUACACUAUAUUGAUAAGCUCUUACUGUAAGUACAGUCUGCAGACAGGGUGUAGGAAGGCAAUUAGGAGGAGGUUAUGGGAGGCAAACCAUCUGUUUAGGCUGAUGCUGUUUAAUGGGUUCGUCCCUGAUCUUGUUACUUACAAUUGUUUGAUCGACGGAUGUUGCAAGACUCACAGAAUCGAACGGGCGACGGAGCUUUUUCAAGAUAUGAAUAAAAGAGGUUGUGUCCCGAAUCGGGUAACUUACGAUUCUUUCAUUAGAUACUACAGUGUGGUGAAUGAGAUUGAUAAAGCUGUUGAGAUGUUGAGGAUGAUGCAGAAGAUGAAUCAUGGGUUGCCCACUUCAAGCUCGUACACCCCUAUAAUACAUUCUCUUUGUGAAGCAGGAAGAGCGUUGGAGGCUUGGGAUUUCCUUGUCGAGCUUGUUGAUGGGGGCUCGAUACCUAGGGAGUACACGUAUAAGCUCGUUUGUGACUCGUUAAAAUCAGCGGGACUAGAGGGCUCCCUAGAUGAUAAGUUCCACAAGAAGAUUAUUGAAGAAGGUAUAGAGCACAGAUUUAGGGAGGUGAAGAAGGCGAAACCAGUUAUGGCUUGCAAGUCCCUGCUGUAGCAAGGUUGAAAAGUUCUGUGUCGAGACAUUCUAUGAGCUAUGGUACUCUGGAUAUCUGGUGCCUUGGACAAAUAUCGUCUUCCCUCUGCUUGUGCUGAGUUGGGGAGUUCCACAGAGUGAGUAAUUGGAAAGAACAGUGCUUCCUAACCUCAAAGGUUUCAGAAAUCAUCGUCUUUCCUAAAGGAUUCCAGUUGCUGUUCUUGGAGGAAGAUGACCAGAUUUUCUGGAGCUCGAACAGUCAUUAACGGCGCCAGGGACUGCAGGGUUAUGCGAUGUUCUCUAGAGUUUGCGUAAUCGUGAAGAAGUAUAAAGAGGGCAACUCGUAUGUCAGUAUCCAGCAAUUCGGGAAGUUCAACUGGAGGUGAGGAUAUCAUUCUGACGUAACUUGAAAUUGCAAUGCUGUUCAAAUCGAGUCUUUUUUUAACCGGUCCACACGUUGUAUUCACCACUGCAGUUGCAGACACGUUUUCAAAAUCAGGAGGAAGGAAUGAGGAAAUGAAGUUGAUAAAACUCGUCUUGAAUGGAUUCAGGUGACUGACAAGGAUAGACUAUAAACUUAUAAAGAGUGUGGUAUAUUUCGUAUCUCUCCAUGGUAAGGGACUGUGUGGCUAACAUUAGGACUAAGCAUAUCGAAGUGGAUCGCCAUGUAACAUUAGGACUCCUGACUCUUUUCCAUUUGAACAUAGAUCACUAAUUAGCCGAUUUGUUUACUAAAGGGCUAAUCUAAUGACAUGUUUAAGCUCUUGCUCUCCAAUCUGGGUCUAUAUGAUCUGUACUCGCCAGUUUGAGGGAGGUGUAUGAAGCAGAGUGCAUAAGUGCAAGGAAGAAGAAGAAGAAGAAGAAGAAAGCCCUGUGGGCUGUGGCACUGGCAGAGUUUCUCACACCGUAUGAAAAUUUCUGGUAGAGUUGCGAGCGAUUGAGGUAACUUUCUUGAGAGGUCUCAACCUAAUGAUCACCCACCAAAACUUCUACCCAUGAUCAUUGUCCGUUAAUCAUAUAUAUAUGAGUAUUUUUCUUCUUCAUAAAUGAGUAUUUUAAAAGGGGAAUCUCGACGAGAAAAGUUGGGUUGUCAGUAUGCUUUCAAGUGUGCUAUGUCUAUGACGUCCAAUCUGGAGAAAAUGCAAAAACUGAGAAACCCUAAUACUAGGCUGGAAAAAUAGACAAGACCGUUAGAAAAACUGUGGUCCAAACCGUACCACAAAGUUUGGUCCGGACCGUAGACCGUUAAGUAUGGUCUGGUCUGGUCCAUGGUCUGUAUUAUUUUAUGUUUUGAUCUCUUGGUCUGGUCUGGUCUAGACCACGGUUUACCGGACCAAACCGUGGACCCAACUGACUUGUCAAUACGUGUUAACAGCCCAUUCGACUACUCUCCCAACUCCCAAAACGACACCCAAGUCUCAACCUUAGUUUUGUGAUCUCGUCCCUCCUUCAUUCACAACCACAUUUAACGAGAGAGUAGAGAUAAUCGUGUCUCCAUAUGAUAUUAUGUUAAUUUUAUGACGUUAUGGUGCAAGUUGGGAUGCUUUUACUUUGUAUCUUUGUUAUGUACUAAGAUUUAGAGUAUCAAAAUUAUUCGUGCAUGUUAGGAUUAAUGUUUUAAGGCAAAUACCAAUAUUUUUUCUUUGUUAUUGGUUCAAUUUUUUGUGUGGUUGACUAAGCAAAUUAUUCAUUUUUCGUUGAGUGUGGUCUAUUUGGACCAGACCAGACUGAACCAGACCACAUAGGCGUGGUCUGGACCGGACCGUAUAGUAUGUGGUCUGGUCUGUAGUCUAUACUUUAGCCUCUCGGUCUGGACCAUAGACCGUAUAUAUGGUCUGGUAUGGACCAGACCGCAUCGUUUCCCAGCCCUACCUAAUAUUAUGGUUAUAUGAACGGAUGCAACAUUAUAAUUAUCAUUAGUAUGGGUAAAUACAAUAUAUUAGCCACAACUAUUAUGAAGCAGGGAAUUAUAGUCACAACUAUGGAAAUUCAAAUUAUCAGCCAAACGUUAACUCUCUGUUAACAAUUCCGUUAAUAAUGCUGACUAAACUUUUAUGUUUCAAAGUUAUAAAUUAAAAGCAGUCCGACAUGGCUGCUGCCGUGGCCGAUGACGUGGCCUUCUCCGUUAAAAAUUUAAUAAUAGUAACGGACAGUUAGCCAUAUCUUGACCCGCAAUAAUAGUUAUGACUAAUAAUUUGAAUUUACAUAGUUGUGGCUAUAAUUUCCCCGUAUUGUAUUUACCCUAAUUAGUAUUAAUUAUGGCUAUUCUUCUUCUUCUGACUAGUAACUUUAUUUCUGGAAUGACCCGAAAGAGCUUGGGACGUACAUUUUCGGCAGAUACACAUGAUAGUCAAAACUCAAAAACACAUGACAACUUCGUCUCUAUCUAUAUCCAUGUCUUGUCCGCAACAGGUAGAUAUCUUUCUGAUAUACAAAAGGGAAGUGUACAUUAAAAAGAAGAACAAGUAGAUGGUCUGUUGCCAUCAAGUACCAAGUAACAGAAACGACCAAUGGAAAGUAGAAACCUAACUUCCAUAGUUACUCAACUAAUUGACAAACGCAAAAAAAAAAAAGAAGGUCAUAGAAAUAAAUUUCUUUAAAUAUUUUUUUUCAUUAAAUAUUAUAAUUCCCACAUAUAACACUGGCUCUCCUAAAAUUUCAGACCAUAAUUAAAAACACAUGUGAAAUUCGUAAAAAAAAAAAAAAAAACUAAUAGUCAAGUUUUUGAAUCUUCUUGUUUGGCCAUUCCAGUUUAAAUCUCUUCAUCUUCAUUUUUCUAGCUCAGGGCGAUGGAUGUAUUAGUGGCGUCAAUUAGUUAGUCAGUAGUGGUUAAUCGAAUAAAAGAUAUUAGGUGUUAAUAGUUUUCAUAAGGGUGAUUGUUAGAAUUGAGGUUUGACCCUAAGGUGUUGUGUAUAUUAUCAACCUCAUAGUGAUGACACACAUUUUAUGUAUAUUUUAGACCCAAAUUUUUUAGGUGUUUGGAUGUCAUUAUAUAUCAUCAUACAUUGGCCAUUUUAGAUUGAUAUUGUAUUAUAUGUGACUAUGUUAUAAACAAGUUGGUCACAAUAACUCGAGUUGUUGAGAGAAGGUUAUCAUGAAUCUUAUACCACUCUCUAACACACCCCUUCAAACGAAAACCAACCCAUGGGCUUGAAGUUUGCACAGACCCACUAUACCUUGUGCUUUUUUAAUCAACUGUUAAUAUUGGGGGUCGUGGAGAUUCGAACACACGACCACUUGGCCAAACCAGGGCUCUGAUACUAUGUUAUAAACCAGUUGGUCCUAAUAACUCGAGUUGUUGAGAAAAAGUUAUUAUGGAUCUUAUACCACUCUCUAACAGACUAAAUGGUGAUAUUCUAGGACUUAGCAUGAUCUCUACGGGUUUUUGGCCAUUUGGCUCAUAAACUAUUCAUUCACAUCCUAUUCUAUGCUAGGUUGUGUUUUCUCACUUGAUUUCAUGUCAUAGCGAGUCAUGGAAGAUUUUUUUGCAAGUUUUGGGUCAUUGGGAUGUCAUCUGGAGCUAGCAAAAAAGGAGUAAAUAGUAGGGUAAUGUUUAUUUUUUAUCUAAAUCUUUUUUUCAUAUUCUUUUAUAUCAUCCAGACCUAUUAAAAUGCUAUUAAUUAGCCAAAUAUUUCAUAAUGUAUCAAAAUAUUAGUCAUUUUUACGUUAUCGUUACUAAUUUUGUAACUAUUUUAUUAGUUAAAAUACUAAAAUUUUGGAAUGUUGACAUUCAUGUGUCUCUUCCAAGUCAGUAUCAUGCUGUCAAGCCAAUAUUACUAACAAAAUUUGCUAACUGAAAGUUAACAUUUGGCUAAUUCUUAGUAUUUCGAUAGAUUUGACUAAUAAAAAAGAAUAAAAAAUUUUUGACUAAUAAAUAGUCAAUUACCCUAAAUAGUACUUCUCAAGACCAAAAUCACAGGCUAUGGAAAGGGAAGUCGUGACCGCGAAUUGAAGAACCCGUACGUGAACGACCGUGACCCUCCCCUUUAACUUCCUCAACUUUUCUGAGAACAUGGAUUAAAUCCAAGUAUCAUCAUGGCUGUGAACUCAAGGUAGUGAUCUUUCUCAUGGACACGAAUUUAUAAGUUCUAAGGAAUGUUUUUGGACAAUGGGGGAAUCAUAGAGAGAAAAAAAAAAACAGAGAGUUAUGAAAAUGUAGAGGGAGGCGUGAAUUAGAGAAUUUUGGGAGCCAAAUCUUUGUCAUCCAAUCCAAAAUUCUCCCAAGAUUGAAAACGAUAUUGCUCAAUUAAUAAGGAGAAGAUGAUUCUAGCUCAAGGUUGGUGUUCUUCUUCCUCUUUGUACACUCUUUCAGUCUCUAUGCAUCUUGUUGGUUACACGAGUACCAUUGAUCCAACCUAUAUCCUAGACAAAUUUAACCAUAAGCAACCACCGACCUCUAGUGAUCCUCCUUGUACUUAGUUUUGUUUCUUUCAUUUGUUAGUUUAGUUUAGCUCGGUUGACGAUGAAGAUCAAAGUGAAUCUAUCAUAUAUCCAUGGGUCUGUUUCUUUUUUUCAAAUAUAUAAUGAUUUUACCGGCUGGAACUGCAAGGAUUUUUUUUUUUGACAAUAAAGAUACUUCAUUUCAUGAAAAGAUUGUGUUACAAGCAAAGCCAAUCACAGGAGAGGGGAGACAAGAUUAAGGAUCUGAAUCCAAUCUGUUGGGAGAGUACCAUUACGCGCCUCUUUAGCAACCCAAUCAGCUCUUUUGUUACAAGCUCUAGGUACAAAGGAGACCACGAUUCUAGCAUUGAUUGAAAGAAUAUGCUGCAUACAGUGAAUCCAUGCCAUGAUCUGCCACGGGCCUCUCUUGUUGGGGGACUACAAGGAUUGAAGUAGCUUUUUUUCUCCAACUUUGUGUUGCAUCACGAACAAACUCUGAAAUCGAAUAAAAGAUAAGAUUUCGU